CGCAGCUGGACGACAAGGGUGUGCUGUUGCUGAGAGUCGUACAUAAGUGGAUCGUUCCUGACAAGGGAAAUUCCUCUGAACCUUACAUAAUUGACAUGGUUCUCAUGGAUGAGGAGGGAACACGCAUACAAGCAACGGUUGAAAAUGCGCAUGUUUCUAAUUUUAAGGACAAAAUUAAGGAGCAUGGCCUUUAUGGAAUGAUGCGAUUUGAGGUAAGGGCUAAUAACGGUGAUUACAGGCCUACUUCACAUCCUUUCAGGCUAUAUUUCAAGGAGAACACAAAGAUCAAGGAGCGUGAUCUUUCAAAAGAGACGGAAUUCCCAAGAGAUUUGUACUCACUAAAAAGUUUCAGCGAGAUUACAAAUACUCAUAAGAGAGCUGGAGAUGACUUAUUCGAUACAAUUGGAAAGUUUAAGCAUGACAACAUCAAAUAUUCCUUGCAAUCAGAUGGAUUGCCACGAGCAGCAGAA
This is a messenger RNA of Cuscuta epithymum, 470 nucleotides long. NCBI's taxonomy places the organism in Eukaryota, Viridiplantae, Streptophyta, Magnoliopsida, Solanales, Convolvulaceae. The record is from the annotation of a GenBank genome assembly.